GCGGGCAGCGCGGCACGCAGGUAGGUGACUGGCGGCGGGCACGCGCGGCUCCUACGGCCUGGCCGGUCUCGCUCGACGAGACGUGCAGUGUGGGAUCCACGGCAGGUGCCGGCAUGCCGGCUGACGAGGUGCAGGAGCUGCGAAAGUUAGUGCUAGGCAUUAUCGACAGCAGGCAGGUCGCCUGGGCACUGCGCCAGAUGGACUUCGGCGACGUCGGCGGCGCUGAGCGGUUGGUGACGGGCCGGUCCAUUUCUCGCCCCGUGAUGGCCGCAGGAGUCGGUCAAGCGGGCGAGGAGGUGGUGGCCACGGCGGCGGUCGGCGCGAAGCUGGUCGGCGAGGAGACGGCGGUCGAGGGCGAGCGGCAGUUUCCGGACAAGAAAAAUAAUAACCUGGCCGGCUACGCGUUGACCGGGUGUGUUUCCAGUGGGCCGUGCCUGCCAGUGGUCGCGGGCGAGAGGCUUGAGGCCCUGAGGGAGAUCCAGGAUGAGGCCCUGAGCAAGUGCUCGUUCCUUACAGCUGUUUCUUUUCUGAAGAACGGGGGGGGGCGAGCCCGGGAGAUGGGCUCGGGCGGCGCCCUGAGUAAGUGCACGCCUCUCUUCUCGAUCCCCCUCCUUGUCUUACUCGCGUUCAGGGGCGCGAGGUGCCGAGGACUCCAGAGAUCCAAGGUUGGCGCCAUCAAGAACGGCCUCGCGCAGGGCCUCGCAGGCAAGCAGAAGGGGGCGAAGGGAGAGGCCAUCAAGAAGAACCCUCAGCAGGGCUUCAGAGACAAGGUGCAGGGCCUCACGGCCCAGAUCAGGAAGGCGAUCAAGGGGGUCUACCAGCCUAUGGCUCAGUCUACGAUGGCUGGUGAGAACAUCCUUCCGGCAGCGCUGAUGGCCGGGCCGGCGUCGGCCGGGCCGAAGAAGGAACCAGUGGCCAAGGGGGCCGCGGAAGAGUUCCUAGCCAGGCGCGAGGCUGCCUUAGCCGACGUUGCAUUGGCCAGCGCCGGAGGAGACGCCGACGACUCGGGUAGCUCAACGGAGAACUACGGCUUCCCACCAGGGUGCGGGGGUGGGCGGGUUCCCGGCGGCGCUGCCGAGGCCGUGAGUCUCGAGCCAGGAGCGACGGUCGGCAUCCCGCAACAGACAGCGGCAGGGCCGCCUCCCCAGGUGCCGCGGCCGACGCUGUGGGGCGCGGCCGCCUUCGCCCCUCAGUGGCCUCCAGCGAAUCAGUCUCGGCUCGCGGCAGCACUCGACGAAGUGCCUCGGCGCGAGGUCCCGCCGUCGACGGCGGGCGAGGAGCAGCUCGGCCCCGAAGAACCUUCCGCCCGAGCUGGGCGCUGGAUCGACGACGGCCGAUGCGUCCCAAGGAACGCCGUGGAGCAGCUCCUUCCAACCCGGCUCGGCGGGGCUUUGCACAGGCAGUCCCGGAGCGGUGGCUUCGAGGACUUCGCCGAGACGCUGGAUGGGAUCAACAAUGCGGUGAAUGGGAUGGUCACGACGGUCGGGAACAUCGGCAUGGCGGUCUCUCAGCUGGGUCAGAUGCUGGUCCAGAUCGGAACGGCAGUCACUGGACUGGUGCAGGUGGCCAACGCCCAGAUCCAGAUGCCGGAUCAGGGAGAUCUCCGGGUGAACUCGAGCAGCGGGGAGACGGAUCCAGGUUCUCCAGACGGUUGGGAGAUCAUUGCCGACGAUGCCGAGAUCAGUCAGCGAGUCAGAAGCAACCGAGAGGGCGAGAUCGAGGCCCCGCAGAG
This is a messenger RNA of Prorocentrum cordatum, 1732 nucleotides long. The record is from the annotation of a GenBank genome assembly. Lineage: Eukaryota; Dinophyceae; Prorocentrales; Prorocentraceae.